Messenger RNA from Penicillium antarcticum, 1932 nucleotides. Its product is annotated as hybrid sensor histidine kinase/response regulator. Gene Ontology annotation, biological process: phosphorylation; phosphorelay signal transduction system. The coding region runs from base 1 to 1932 and encodes 643 amino acids. NCBI's taxonomy places the organism in Eukaryota, Fungi, Ascomycota, Eurotiomycetes, Eurotiales, Aspergillaceae. The transcript has a single exon. The record is from RefSeq and is a predicted model, not a curated record. Gene Ontology annotation, molecular function: phosphorelay sensor kinase activity.
AUGACGUUCAACUUCGAUCGAAAUGUUACGGCACAACAGCUGGCCGAUAUUCUCCCGAACGGGGUCGCCAUCCUAAACCAUCGAUACGAACUGAUCUCCGUAAACCGUCGAUUCCGAAGGUUGAUACCAUGUGCGAGCGCGAACUUCUCCGAAUGCUGGCUGCAAUCGGUUCAUACAGAUGACUAUGAACGAGUUUCCACUGAGUACCAAGAAGUUGCCAAAUCAAAAAAGCCCCUGCGGAUCGAAUACCAUAGCCAUAACCCGGAUUCGAUGUGGUGCGUCAUGACAUUGGAACCGUUGGACAACGAAGAUGUGCAGUGCUUCGGCUUGAGCGAGGAUGGACUAUUCAUCUGUACAAUCGCGGAUAUCACACCUGAGAAGAAGGCUGAGCUUGUCCAGAGGCAGGCUGCGCGGGAGGCACAGGAUCGCAAGAAGCAACAAGAGCGGUUUAUCGAUAUGAUCAGUCACGAAAUUCGAAACCCCCUCUCCGCCAUACUUCAUUGCACGGAAGACAUUCAGGAAGCAAUAUAUAAGAAGAAGGGACAGGAUAUUUCAUUAUCUGACAUCACCGAAGCUACCGAGACUAUUAGUCUUUGCAUCACGCACCAAAAGAAAAUCGUCAACGAUGUUCUCACCUUCUCCAAACUCGACGCCUCUAUGCUUUCCUUGUCUCCCCACAAAGUUCAACCGAAAAGACACCUGACCACUCCACUCUCCAUUUUCCGACCCGAAAUUAGAAAACAGAGAAUCAAGUUUGAAUACAAGGUUGAUGUCUCGUAUGGCAACUGCGGGAUUGACUGGGUCAUGGCUGAUCUUGAUCGCAUGGGCCAGGUGCUCAUUAAUAUUCUCUCAAAUGCCAUCAAAUUCACCGCCAAAUCUGGAAAUGAACGAACCCUGCGAGUCUCCAUGGGAGCUGCCAUCGACCGCCCUUCCUCCUACCCUCCAAAUGUCGUCUUUUUUGAUUCUGGUGAAGCAGCACUCCGCAAAGACGCAACAAACACACCCGAGUGGGGAGAGGGUGAAUUUGUAUAUAUCAUGGUUGCCGUCAAGGACUCCGGUAUCGGGAUAACGGACCAGGCCCAGAAGCGACUGUUCGAGCGCUUCAAUCAAGCCACUCCCAGAACUGAGAGUAUCUACGGUGGCUCUGGGCUCGGUCUCAACGUGUGCAGGCAACUCUGCCAUUUACAUGGAGGCGAGAUCGGAGUCAGCUCGAAGGAAGCACACGGAAGUACUUUCGGCUUCUUUUUCAAGGUCCGCCGGACAACCGACACAACUGAGGAAGGUCACGGCAAGCUUCAUGCUUCCGAGCUGGACAAGUUAUCUUCAGACAUUCAAAUGCUCGGCAAUGAAAUGAACGGAGUCAACGAAUCUACCGAAGAACCUGACAUCUCUGAAAAUCCUCCAGUCGGUAAGGUUGCAGAGGCAGAAACGGGCGCGCCAGAUGACGAAAGAACAACACGGACACAGAAUAUCGCGCGUGAGGUCUACGAUGAUCAGUUAAGUCGUGAUGAUUUAAGAACACCAGGUGAUUUCGACAUGGAGAAAGAAGGCUCCGGCGAGCGCAUUCUUCUUGUCGAAGACAACUUCAUCAAUAGGAGAAUCGUGUCGCGCAAAUUGACUGCACAGGGAUUUGUUAUCACUGAGGCAUGCAACGGCCAGCAGGCACUCGAUAUGAGCCAGAACACUGCAUUUGACUGUAUCCUUAUGGACCAACAGAUGCCUGUGAUGGAUGGCAACUCGGCAACGAAAGUCAUUCGUGACAUUGAAAAGGAGACUGGAGGGCAUGUUCCAGUGCUCGGCGUGACAGCGAAUGUGAGGGAGGCGCAACAAGAGGAAAUGAUGAGUGCUGGAAUGGAUGACAUCAUUCACAAGCCUUACGGUACUCAGGAGCUUAUUCAGAAGAUUAAGGGCUUGAUCAAGACGAAAAACUGA